Messenger RNA from Ruditapes philippinarum (Manila clam), 319 nucleotides. RefSeq lists its product as uncharacterized. Lineage: Eukaryota; Metazoa; Mollusca; Bivalvia; Venerida; Veneridae. The record is from RefSeq and is a predicted model, not a curated record.
UGAACAGGGUUUUGCAAUUAUAUCUGACAUCAACAAACUGUUCAAAAUGUCUCUGGUGUUCUAUAUAACUUUAUUUCUUAUUUCGGCCAGCGAAAUAGUUUGUAGAAAUAGAAAUAAUCGACUUUUGCUUCAGGAUGACGCUUCCCUUGUAGCAUUUCAGACAUAUAUGGCAAUAGUUAAACAGACAUUUCAGACAUUAGAAGCAGAGUUAAAAGCUUUAAAGGCAACCGUUGCUAAUCUACAAAGUGCUUCAGGUAAUAGCGCGGGAAGUAUAUAUGUCCGAUGGGGAAAAUCAUCUUGUCCAGGAAACGGCACAACC